AUGAGAUUGAAUCGACUCCGAAGAUUGUCAACAAGAGUGGCGCAUGUCACUUCUCCCAUUUACUAUCCAAAUGCAAAACCACAUUUAGGUCACCUUUAUUCCAAUUUACUAUGUGAUGUUACUCAUAAAUGGAAAACUUUGAACAAAACUCAGUCACUUUUUACCACAGGUACUGAUGAGCAUGGUUUUAAGAUCCAAAAUGCAAGUGAAAAGAAUGGAUACAAAGAUCCAAAAUUGUUUGUAAACACAUUAUAUAAGGAAUUCGUUCUAUUGAACGAAAAGGGUAAAAUAAAUUACACUCGAUUUAUUAGAACAACUGACGAAGAUCAUAUUGAAAGUGUAAAAAAACUAUGGGAAUUAUGUUGGAAUAACGGUUUCAUUUAUAAAGGCGAACAUGUUGGAUGGUAUUCCAUAUCAGACGAGACUUUCUAUCCUGAGUCCAAAGUUAUAAAAGAUCCAAAAUCACCAGACAAAUAUAUUAAUACAGAAUCUUAUAAUGAAGUUUCCUAUCAUUCUGAAAUCAAUUAUUUUUUUAAAUUAACUGCGUUUAGAGAGAGAUUAAUCGAAUACAUCAAUAAUAAUCCAGCCUUUAUAUAUCCAGAAUCAAAAAAAGAUCAGAUUUUAAAUGAGUUAAAAAAUAGUAAUAAUAUACAAGAUUUAUCUGUUUCAAGACCAGCAACAAGGCUACACUGGGGUAUAACUGUUCCAAAUGAUCCUGAUCAAAAAAUAUAUGUGUGGUUUGAUGCCCUAUGCAACUAUAUAACCUCAAUUGGCGGAAUUGAUAAAUUGAAGAAUGAUGAAUUAGCAACCGAUCUACUCCAUCAACCAGCGAAUAAGGAUUGUACCGUCCAUCCUUCAAAAACAUGGUGGAUUAAUACAACACAUGUUAUCGGUAAGGACAUAAUGAAAUUUCAUGCCAUAUAUUGGCCAAGUUUUUUGAUGGCAGCAGGAUUACCUUUAAAUAAACAAAUUAUUAUACAUAGCCACUGGUUAUGUAAUGGUGUAAAAAUGUCAAAAAGUUUAGGAAAUGUAGUCGAUCCAAUAGAGAUGAUUGAUUACUAUGGAGCAGAUACAUUAAGAUGGUUUUUGCUUGAAAAUUCACAAUUAGAGGAAGAUGGCAAUUUCCAGGAAGAAAAACUGUAUGAGGCAAGGGAGAUGUUUGUAUCUAAAUGGGGUAAUUUGAUAAAUAGAUGCUGUGGUAAAAAAUUCAACAUUAGUAGAGCAGUCAGUGACAUUACCAGUAAACAAAACCCAGAAAAAUAUAUAAAAGGCCAAUUCCUGAAUGAUGUAGAUAUUGUUAGACAAAUUGAUUCCAUAUUCGAAAAGCUAAACAAGUUACCACAGAUUAUGGAUGAUAAGUUACAAAAGUAUGAUACUUCCUCACUAUUACGAGAAAUUUGGGGGAUCUUAUUUGAUGCUAACACUUUAAUGCAGCACUCAGCGCCUUGGAAAAUGACACCAACCCAGCAAGAUUGCAUUAUAUUUAUUUGUACAGAGACAACUCGUAUUUUGUCUAUAUUAUGCCAACCAAUUAUCCAUUCUUUCUGUAAUAAGUUUUUGGAUAAAUUAGAAAUUUCUAAAGAUAGAAGAAGCAUAGACUAUAUUAAAUUUGCUUCAGAUAAGAGUUAUGGUCUGAAUUCCAAUCUAUCUCAAAAAGGCGUACCAAUAGAAAGAGUCCCAAAAAGACAACUAUAA
Molecule: messenger RNA, 1695 nt
Organism: Tetrapisispora phaffii CBS 4417
Lineage: Eukaryota; Fungi; Ascomycota; Saccharomycetes; Saccharomycetales; Saccharomycetaceae
Gene: MSM1
Product: methionine--tRNA ligase MSM1
Exons: 1
Coding region: 1-1695 (564 amino acids)
Biological process (GO): methionyl-tRNA aminoacylation
Molecular function (GO): methionine-tRNA ligase activity; ATP binding
Source: RefSeq, a predicted model, not a curated record